CUGCAGUACCGAUAGCACGUUACUCACCGACAUCCACUGUGCCGGCGUCCGUAACAGGAUGGAGAAGACCCACAUCUCGGUAGCUGCACUGUUGCUGGUGCUGGUGUCACUCACGGAGCCCUGCGAGUCGGCUAAGAUCCUGGGCCUGAUGAGCACGGCGUCGCCCAGUCACUACCACUUCAACCGCGCCCUCAUGCUCGAGCUGGCCCGCAGGGGCCACCAGGUGACCGUCUUCACCCCAGACGUGGAGAAAAGCCCGGUCCCCAACUACCGGCUCAUCCUCUCCGAGAGGGGCUACGAGGGCCUGCGGGAGGGGGAGGAAGAGCAGUUCGAGGACCUGGCAGAACGCAGCCACUGGUACCUGGCCAAACAGCUGUUCGACUGGGGCGAGAUGUGCUGCGACCACGCCAUCAACUCCGAAGGCGGUCGCCGGCUGAUGGAGCUCACCAAAAACGAAACCUUCGACUUGAUCAUAGCCGAAGUGAUGAUACAGGAGUGCCUCUUGGGAUUCGUACACGAGUUCGGAAAUCCCCCUCUCAUUGGGAUCAUAGCCUACGGGAGUCCUCCGUGGGCCAACGAGCUGAUGGGGAACUUCCACAACCCCGCCUACGUGAACACCUACACCUUGCAGCAUACGGACCACAUGACGUUCCUGCAGAGGGUCCACAACUUCGUGUUCGACACAGCUGUCGGCCUCUACCGCAAAUACCACUACUUGCCAGUGCAGGACGAGAUCGCUCGGAAGUUCUUUGGCAAGUCUGUGCCUCCGCCCAGUGAAAUAGAGAAGAAUUUUCAGUUUGUGAUGGUGAAUGCGCACUUCAGCUUCGACUACCCGAAGCCUCUGGUGCCGGCCAUUAUAGAGAUUGGUGGAUUGCAAGUGGAACCACCGAAGCCACUGCCUAAGGACAUAAAGCAGUUCCUCGACGCGGCGACGGAAGGCGUCAUCUACAUGAACCUGGGCACCAACAUCCGCAGCGACAUGCUCAAGGACUACCAGCGGAGGGCCUUCCUCGAAGCGUUUGCAGAGCUGCCCUACAAGGUCCUCUGGAAGUUCGAGGCUGAAGAUUUGCCGGGGAAGCCGGCAAACGUCAAGAUCAUGAAGUGGAUUCCGCAGAACGAUGUCCUGGCCCACCCCAACGUGAGGGUGUUCCUGGCGCACGGCGGCCUGCUGGGGACCUUCGAGACGCUGUACCACGGGGUGCCGGCAGUGGUGGUCCCGUACAUGCUGGACCAGGCGCUCAACAUGCACAAGCUGGCCGCCCACGGCGUCGCUGUGGAGCUGGACCCUCUGACCCUGACCAAGGAGAAGGUCUUGGACGCUCUCAACAAGGUCCUCAAGGAUCCCAGUUACAGGGAAAACAUGAAGCGGCUGUCAGCCAUCUAUCGGGACAAGCCGCAGACGGCCCUGGAGACGGCCGUCUGGUGGACAGAGUACGCCCUGAGGCACCGGGGUGCGCCACACAUGCGUUCCGCUUCCCUGGAUCUCUACUGGUACCAGAGGUGGUUGCUGGACGUCAUCGCCUUCGUCCUCCUGGUCGCUGUCUCGGGCUGUGCUGCUGUCUACCUUCUAGUCAAGAAGCUCAUCUCGUCACUCUGGCCCAACAGUGGGAAGGUCAAGACCCACUGACAGGGAUAUGGGCAAAUAGGGCUCAUCAAAACGUGUGGAGGAUGCUGUAUCUCUGUCUGUCUUGUAGUGAAGAAGCUCAUAACUUCACUCUGAGCCAACUGUAGAAACGCCAACACCUAUCAUGACAUAUGAGAAGCUCCAGACCAACUGUCUUGUAGUGAAGAAGCUCAUAACUUCACUCUGAGCCAACUGUAGAAACGUCAACACCUAUCAUGACAUAUGAGAAGCUCCAGACCAACUGAUACACAUGUGACCAGAUGGGAUUGUAAUCAGUGCAUGUGGUGGAUGAUUUUGACAGUGCACAGUGCUCUCAAAGAGCAGCAUCUUUAGACUGUGAUCUCUCACAUGGUUUACGUUUUCUAGUCAGUCUAUUGCUUCUAGUAAUUCCAUGCAGAUUCAAAAGCAAACAGUGAAAGACUAUAAACCUGAGAAUAAUGAACUGUAAUGUGUGUCGAGGUGGUUGCUAGACUGGAAAACCUUCAUUCCCUGAACGCAUGUAGGUAUGUUAGUAGAAAAGAUGUUCCCUGAUUUGGAAGAUUAAUAGCCACCCAUACAGCACAGUCUUCUUAGAUUUGUGGUCCACAGUUCCAGGCUGGAGGAUAAUAAAGGAAACAUACUGAGGACAGGAGAGCCAUUAUAUCAGAACUGAACAUGAGUUUAGUUUCGACAUAUACGAGAUCACAAGAAUGAGUCCUCUGUUUCCUACCCACCGUUUGUUCUCCUGUUAGGUCAGGACGAUUAUUGUCAUCUAUCUAGACGUGAGCAAGAAUGUUCCUGUAAUUUGUACUGUUAAUACAUAAGCGUCAU
Schistocerca americana (American grasshopper) is the source of this 2434-nucleotide messenger RNA. RefSeq names its product UDP-glucosyltransferase 2-like. Bases 59 to 1627 code for a protein of 522 amino acids. Gene Ontology annotation, molecular function: UDP-glycosyltransferase activity. The record is from RefSeq and is a predicted model, not a curated record. NCBI's taxonomy places the organism in Eukaryota, Metazoa, Arthropoda, Insecta, Orthoptera, Acrididae. The transcript is spliced from 5 exons.